Molecule: messenger RNA, 1330 nt
Organism: Acanthopagrus latus (yellowfin seabream)
Lineage: Eukaryota; Metazoa; Chordata; Actinopteri; Spariformes; Sparidae
Gene: gadd45ga
Product: growth arrest and DNA-damage-inducible, gamma a
Exons: 4
Coding region: 120-599 (159 amino acids)
Biological process (GO): regulation of cell cycle
Cellular component (GO): nucleus; cytoplasm
Source: RefSeq, a predicted model, not a curated record
CGAGCUCAGAAUAACGCAAGAGACUUCACACGGAGAGACACACACUCACUCAGACACACACACUCGGACCUUCUCUGCUCACUGCGGACUCCCGAUCGCGCAUUAUUUGGAUUAUAACUAUGACUCUGGAAGAGAUCCGCGGACAAGACAACGCCAUGGAAAACGCAGACAGGGUGCAAAGUGCAGGCGCAGCCCUGGAGGAGCUGCUGGUCGCUGCGAAGAAGCAGGACUACCUGACAGUUGGAGUUUAUGAAUCUGCCAAAGUCAUGAAUGUUGAUCCAGACAGCGUGGCAUUCUGCGUCCUCGCCACCGAUGAGGAGUACGAGUGCGACAUCGCCCUCCAGAUCCACUUCACCCUCAUCCAGGCGUUCUGCUUCGACAACGACAUCAACGUGGUGCGCGUCAACGACAUCGGGCGCCUGGCCGACCUCGUGGGCGCAGACGAGACCGGCGAGCCCAAGGACGCGCACUGCAUUCUUGUCACGAGCCCCAGUGCAAACCCAUGGAAAGACCCCUCUCUGGACAAGCUGAGCCUGUUCUGCGAGGAGAGCCGCAGCGUGUACGACUGGGUGCCCACCAUCACACUCCCAGAGCGCUGAAGAGACAUUCCCCUUGCAGAGCUUCACAUGCUGAUGUUGAAGAUGAUGAAAAGAAAGUCAAGGAGCUGAGCUUUCAGCCAGAGGUGUCGGGAGCCUUUCCGUCUCACACGUCUGGAUUAAGAGGCUGUGGCUGUGUUAACCCCCUACGGUGCAUUCUGGGUCGGCACGUUGGCUCUGGAUUACCCCUGAGGAAAAAGGGGGUUGAAGUUCAGAGGUCAAGUGCGGACACUGGCCAGGGGGGCUUGGACCUUGGACCAGAAAGCCUGAUGGGACACUGAGAAGGUUUCUUGUUUUUUGGACUGUGCUGCAAAGUGCAUGAAAAGAAGUUUUGACCUAGUUACUGGCCUAGAUAAGAGGCAGCAGGGAACUGAGAGGAGGAGGUCACAGGGACCAGGACUGUGCAAGAGAUGGACGCAUGAAAGUGCAGAGGCUGGGACUGAACCUCAUCAGAGAGUCAGGAGGAAGAUGUCGGUCCAGAAGACGAGGGUAUCCGAGAAUGUCUAAGUGGAUUUUUUUUUUCUUUUUUUCUUUUCCAGCGCAGCUGUCAGGAACUUCUUGGAAUAAGCAGAGACUUUGCUUGCACAUCCUGACCUAAGCUGUGUCUGCACCUGAGACACUUAUUCAUGGACUAUUAUUUUUACUUUCAAAUAUGCAGACUGAAACGAUGCAAUAUCCAUUUGAAGUGUACUCAUUUUUAAUGCUUUGUCAAUAAACAUUUGAAGUGAAACUCA